This is a messenger RNA of Penicillium concentricum, 210 nucleotides long. RefSeq lists its product as uncharacterized. Bases 1 to 210 code for a protein of 69 amino acids. The transcript is spliced from 3 exons. Lineage: Eukaryota; Fungi; Ascomycota; Eurotiomycetes; Eurotiales; Aspergillaceae. The record is from RefSeq and is a predicted model, not a curated record.
AUGUCUAUCGCGACUCAAGAUAGUGCUGAACGACCUCAUUCUGGAUACAGUCCAGCGAUAACUGCUGUCGAAACCAAACAUAUUCGCCUUCAACUCGAUAAAGAACGUAACCAAAAGGAAAGGACGAGGCCCGCCGACGACAUGGCCUCCGAGGAUCUAUCGCACUCAUUACCCUGCACAAUACCCUUCGCCAGCUUGCUGAGUCCAUGA